UUAACUUCCAUCUCUAAUAACCAGCUGUUAUAAACAAAUUUUUGCUGAAUUUUAUUUGUUUAACGAUAUGAAUAAAAAUUAUGGAGACUACGGAGAUUCACAUUAACAUAAACUCCCAGACGUGCCGCGUCUGCCUGGAGACCCACGAUACCAAUCUAUGCCUCCACGAUGAGAUCGAGUACAACGACCUGAACAUGGAGCUCUGGCAGCUCUUGGAAUCCGUCUCCAGAAUUAAGGUAUCAUGGACGGAUCCGAAUCUGCCCAUGCAGCUGUGCCAAAAUUGCACACGCCGCCUGAUCAGUACAUAUGAGUUCAUCCUGGAGGUGGAGAGCGCUCAGGAGACUUUGCAAAACCUUCACCUGCAGCAGGAGGUGACUGCCAAGCAGGAGGAAGCCCAUGUGGAGGUAGUGGAACUGAUUGGCCAGGAGAAUGUAGUUAAAAUGGAAGAAUUCCUGCCUGCCUCUUACGAAGAGGACCAGGUGGAACUCGAGGAGUUGGGAGACCAGGACACUUCUGCAGUAUUCAAUUUAGAGGCGGAAGGUGAGGCUUUUUACGCCGACGAGGAUCGAGAAGAGGAUAUAGAGGAUUCUGCUCAGCUGCAUUUAUCGCCAGAGGAGCCAGAAAUCAAAGAACUAUCCCAUCCGCGACCUUCCCAGCUGGGCAGCCGUCUUACCCACUCGGACAACUUCAUUUACAAGUGCGCCGUCUGUCCGCGAGUCUUUGCCAAGAGCGAAUCCCUGUCCCGGCAUUUUUCGCACGCCCACCAGCUGACGGCGGACGUAGCCGCUUUGAAUCUGGCCAACGAGAGCAGCGGCACUGGUCUGCUGACCUGUAAGCACUGUCCGCGGUCAUUCAAGCGCCAGGACACCCUACGACGUCACAUGCAGGCAUUCCAUCCGCACGCAGCGGCCUUGGAAACGGACGAAACGCCGGAUAACUCAGCCCGCAAGCGUAUCACCAAGCGGCGAGAUUGUCCAUAUUGUGGCUUAAGCUUUCCCGUGACCACCCUUACCAUCCACAUUCGCCGACAUACCGGCGAACCCUACAAAUGCAGCCAGUGCGAGAAGGCAUUCCCGCGCAGUCAGGAUUUAAGUCUGCACAUGCGUCAACACACCGGAGAGCGUCCCAGCGAGUGCAAGAUCUGCUUCAAGAAGUUUAUUUCGCAAAACAAGCUGGCGCGGCACAUGCGACUGCAUACGGGCCAGCGGCCCUACUCCUGCGACAUGUGCAGCAAGAGCUUUGUGCAAUCCAACGACCUGAAGAUCCAUAAGCGGCGGCACACUGGCGAGCGACCGUAUCAGUGUGGAGUGUGCGGGGAGAGCUUUGUCUGCGGUUCGCAUCUGAAUACCCACCGUAACCGAAAAGGUCAUCAGGAGGCGGUUAUUUCGGGCAUGGGAGCCGAGGGCGACCUUUCUGCGGAUCCCUAUGUGAACGCAAGGGUCAACAAGCGACGAGCGGAGGACAUUGAGCGCAUGCGCCUGAAACGACUUCCCGGCGAGAAAGAGCAGCAGCCAGAGGCAGUGCUUCCCAGCCCGGAGUUGCCUGUCAUGGCCUACAGAUGCGGCGUUUGCGAACAGAGCUUCAAGAGCGGAGCCCUACUGACUAUCCAUCGCAAUAAAAUGAGCCAUUACGAAAUUGGGAGGGUCUACGCCGACCCCUUUGGGGAAAAGCAGAAAAAGCUAGAAGCUCAAUAGGAAACAUAUACUAAGAAACCAAGCUCUCGAAGCUCAUUUAACUUUGCUCUUAAGUGUAUAAAAUGUAUUUAUUUAUACAAUAAUGACCUAGAGUGUAACACCCUUUAAAGGUUUAAUUUUUUUUUUAAUUUUACCUAAGUUUUUAACUUUUUUUAGUUCAGUAUAUAUCUUCAGUAUAUUCCAGAAAUUAUUAACAUAACUAUAAUACACUUUUUUUUUUGAGAAUUCUAAUUAAAAUGGGCUUUGAUAAAAAUGUGUACAUAAAAUAAAUAAUACAACCUCUUAAUGAGAGAGGUCCAUUUUACCU
Messenger RNA from Drosophila suzukii, 2001 nucleotides. NCBI's taxonomy places the organism in Eukaryota, Metazoa, Arthropoda, Insecta, Diptera, Drosophilidae. The record is from RefSeq and is a predicted model, not a curated record.